Messenger RNA from Peronospora belbahrii, 2676 nucleotides. The record is from the annotation of a GenBank genome assembly. NCBI's taxonomy places the organism in Eukaryota, Oomycota, Peronosporomycetes, Peronosporales, Peronosporaceae.
AUGGAAUUGGACGAUGAAUUCCUACGAGUGGCGACGCCUCGAGGUCCGUUACUUCUUCUUCACUCACUUACCGACGUCACUACCGCUCGAUUACGAACUUAUCAUCAACAGUGUGAUAUGCAGCUAGAAAUUACAUUACGAUUCUAUCGGGAGCAUCAGGAACGUGAUCGUUGCUCUCGUGUGCGAUAUAGUCGCAGUCCAUUGACUUUAUCAAGAUCAGAGCUACCUCGAAUGAUGAUUUCUAGUCAGAUUGCAGCAGUAGAAGCUCGGCAAUGGAAAUUACUUCGAGAGAGCUGUGAUAUUCGAGUUUAUCGACUUAAAAAACGACAGGAACGGACGUCUACAGUCGAAGCUAUUGGUACGGUCCAUGGGUCUCUUGAAGAUGUUAUGAAUGGCCUGUACGCGGACUCAACGAGGACUGCACGAGUCCUGGAAAUGCUCUUGAGUCCCCGUUCAUUGGACGCACGAGUGUUGCAAGUAGACAAGAGCAGCACCGAGAUUAAACCGUUUCAAUUUUCAGGUAUUGUUUGGAUGGCACUAAAGAUGCCUGGACUCGGACUUUGCAAACAUAGAGAUUUUUUAUGUUUUAAAAAGAUGGAUCUGAUAAAGGACGAUAUGGGAGAAGAAAUGGGCUACAUGGUGUUGCACUCAAUUGAUCCUUUAGCUGAUGAAUUGCCAGUUUCCAACUUUGAUGUACAUGCACCAACGGGAGCCACGUGGCCUCCGUUAAGUCGAGCGCAUCAGACCCAUAGUCGUAGCUCCAGCUCGGUUGGAAUUAGCUCUGAUGACUUUGUGAGAGGCUUCAUCUCGUUGGCUAUUGUCUUCAAGCGCAUAGGCGACGACCGUGUAGCCAUGUUCGCCCACGGUCAGUUCAAUCCGAGUGGCCGUUUGCCAGCAGUUCUUGGUGACAAUUUCAUUGCUGAGUGGUUAACGUCCAUGGCCAAUACUGUGCAGAGCGGACAAGCCAAGAAUUUGUCACUUUUGCUUGCAGGUCAGAGGCACUCAUCCAGUGACCAAACAAGGUCCAGACAGCGAUGCGCGGUGUGCGCUUGCGCCUUAUUCUUUUGGAAUGCUCCACUGAGCUGUCGAGGCUGUUGGAAGCCAUGCUGCCGUACAUGCCGCGUGACGAAGCCUAUUUUCUGUGCUCACUACCAUCCGAACAGAGGCAUCGUUGUUGGAGGACCGUGCACGGAGACUUUUUGUCUAGUCUGCGUGUGUGCAGUGAUUCCAUCUGAGGCAACGAUUAAUGCCCGCCUGUUGAAGCGGUUGGCGAAAAAGCGCAAGCAGGUGCCUACCUUUUCCCGGCCAACAAUGACAGCGUCUUCGAUUACGGACGGGUCCAUCCCACAACAGCAGCUUCUAUCAAUCGCUGCGUCGGAGGGACUGCUGGAAGCUUCAGAAACGUCCUCAAUCUCGGUGCUAUCGUCGCGCGAAUCCGAGAAACACCAGCAGCACCGACUCAGUAUCAAUGCUCGGCCGAAAAAGCGAGCUUAUGUGCAACCACCAGAAAUUGCUGGUCAGGAAGCAGAUCAAGAUGAAGCAAGAGACGUUGAUCCUACAAGCAUGAUGCUAGAAGUGUUGGAGCACCAUCAGGUCUGCUGCGGUACAGCAUCUGUCAUUUCGGGGGUAUCGUCUUCGAAUGCAGGAACGUCGCUGCGGUCUUUUACGUCCGCGGACUUGGGAUCAACUUCAACCAACCACUUCAACUCGUUGCAACUUGGACGCUACCCGUCCGGGCAUAGCCUGCUGACCCACAAUCCAAGUUUCCGCCAGCAAAUGCAAGCUCCCUGGGUUGCUGCCUCCGCGACAGUACGACAGGGCCAAGUACCACAAGAUCGAUGUGGCGUUCAAGCCCAGAGCAGCUUUUGGCUGCCGCGCCGAUCUGUACUGGUGAAGAAAGCAGUCGAGUCGUCGCCUCCGCGUGACGAAGAGUACUAUCAGCAAAUGCUACACAGUUAUUUGCUUCACACCAACAGUGCCCGCAGUUUAGCGAGUGCGCUGUCACGGAGCAGCUAUGGCGGAAUGUCAAUGAUGGCGCUUCAGCCACCAAUAUCACAGGAAUCAAGCGUGCUGCUGGAGCAUUGCAGCGACGCACGAGCAGCACCCAACUGCUCGACACCGAAAAACGGCCCACCGGAUAUGGUCAUCUAUCGCCGAUUCAUGUCUAUAUUGUGUCAGUUUGGAUUUGGAAACCGCCCGACGAAAAUGCAGAUUUUCGUCAAGACGCUUACGGGCAAGACCAUCACCCUUGAUGUGGAGCCAUCAGACAGUAUUGAUAAUGUCAAGCAGAAAAUUCAAGACAAGGAAGGAAUUCCUCCUGACCAGCAACGGUUAAUCUUUGCUGGUAAGCAGCUAGAGGAUGGCCGUACGUUGUCGGACUACAAUAUUCAAAAGGAGUCAACUUUGCACUUGGUGCUGCGUCUGCGUGGUGGUGGUAAGAAGCGCAAGAAAAAAACGUACACGAAGCCAAAGAAGAUUAAACACAAGCACCGUAAGGUGAAGCUUGCUGUCCUGAAGUACUACAAGGUGGAUGACAAUGGAAAGAUUCAGCGUCUGAAGAAGGAGUGCCCGGCUCCUCAGUGCGGUGCUGGUGUUUUCAUGGCUACUCACUUUGAUCGUCACUACUGCGGCAAGUGCCACUUGACUUACCAGUUUCAAGGCGAGGAUAGCGCUUAG